Lineus longissimus is the source of this 1361-nucleotide messenger RNA. RefSeq lists its product as uncharacterized. The record is from RefSeq and is a predicted model, not a curated record. The transcript has 6 exons. The coding region runs from base 48 to 803 and encodes 251 amino acids. NCBI's taxonomy places the organism in Eukaryota, Metazoa, Nemertea, Pilidiophora, Heteronemertea, Lineidae.
ACGUGUCCCAUUGCUUCCACAACCCUAGACCUGACCAGAACACCAAGAUGGCUUUGUGCGGGGUAUCCGUUAUUGUUACCAUUGUGGUCGUCUGCGCUGUAUCUCAAGUCGCCAAUGCGGCCAAGAUAUGUCAUCCUGGUUACGAAAAAUAUGAAGACCAUUGCUACAAGUUUGUCAACCAGAGCGAGACACAUGCAGGAGCCGUCACGGCCUGUAACGCAAGUGUUGGUGAAUCCCUGAUUGCCUAUACCUCUGUGAAGAAGAUCUACAAGGUCGGGGCAUAUGUGGUGGCAAAGAAAUCGCCGGCCACGCUUAAGUUCUGGACGGCGCCUACAAAAAGAAGACAUGCGUCGAAGGGAAAAUGUUUGGCUGCUGUCAGGAAGACGGGAAAGAAGUUCAUCAAGAAGAAGAGCUUGGUUUGUACGAACAAACUACCGUACGUCUGUGAGGGUCCUACGCAUGCCCCGCCCACUACAGCCCCAACUGUGCAGCAAAACGGAGAGACGCGAUGUAUGCAAGCUGUUAAUCCUGGAAAGGUUCCUCCCUUCCAAGAUAUGAACGCGAUCUCCGCCAGCUAUAUGUCCCGACGACGGAAGAAACUGCCCGUGAUCCGCAAAGCGAGGAAAGAAGAGUGCCUAGCUGUCCUUAAGCUUUAUCGGGGGACUACGUAUGGUAUGUUGGCGUUGAAACUGACCAGUGAUGACCUACCCUACUGGUGUAUCGUACUUCCAACUAUGCCCAAAACGACCACUGGGUGGAAAAGGUGUGAUGUCCCAUGCACUGUCUACAAGAAAACGUGUUGAAUUACUUACGUUACCAGUGAUGAAUUCGGUAGAUGAAAUCCAGAGACAACAGUACAAUCUCCUGGCAGUUUCACAUCCUAUUCAACUACAUGUAUAUUGGUCACACGUGCAGUGGCACAACCUGCUUGUCAGUUCAGGGCAAAGUCUACUAUGCUGGAGACAACAGUACAAUCUGUUGUUAGUUUUUAAUCCUGUUCGAUUAUAUUGGAGACAAAUGUGGAACCCAUGAACUGUCGAUUCAUGGCCUAUUUAACCACACUGCAUGGAGACGAACAUCAGCAUAACCUGGUGGCACAAUCAAGACACAAACUUCAUGUAAAAGCUCUCCAAUCAUGUCCGACAUCACAACCAACUUGCACUUUAUGAAACACUCAAUACAAGUAGUCAUCACCUCUUCAAUUCAUGUUAAAGAUAACAGCACAACCAAUACUGGCAGGUAUCAAAGAAAGAAGACAGAUAUGCUGCUAUUCUCUUUAAUUUUAUUGGUGCAUUUCUGCAGCGGAGAAUACUGUUACAAUAAGAAACUUGCCAUUCGAAUAACAAACAUUCUCUGAAGUA